AUGGAGAGUGGUACAAUCGUGAAAUGGCACAAAAAGGAAGGGGACGGAAUUGCUUCUGGUGACGUUCUAUGUGACGUGCAGACCGAUAAGGCCGUUGUUGGUAUGGAGACGGACGAAGAAGGCGUUAUGGCGAAAAUAAUCAAAGAGGCCGGCAGCACAAAUGUUGUCCAAGAGACUAUUGCCAUUAUUGCAACGGGUGACGAGGAUUGGAAGGAAGUGGCUGCUAAUGCUGAUGCCUUACUUGCUUCUUGGGGUGGCGCUGCGCCUCCAGCCGCUUCUGCCCCUCCACCUACUGCUAAUCCUCCAGCCGCUGCUGCGACACCGGAACCACAACCU
Messenger RNA from Dibothriocephalus latus, 336 nucleotides. NCBI's taxonomy places the organism in Eukaryota, Metazoa, Platyhelminthes, Cestoda, Diphyllobothriidea, Diphyllobothriidae. The record is from the annotation of a GenBank genome assembly.